Messenger RNA from Chaetomium fimeti, 2358 nucleotides. RefSeq names its product ribonuclease H-like domain-containing protein. NCBI's taxonomy places the organism in Eukaryota, Fungi, Ascomycota, Sordariomycetes, Sordariales, Chaetomiaceae. Gene Ontology annotation, molecular function: poly(A)-specific ribonuclease activity; nucleic acid binding. The transcript has 2 exons. Gene Ontology annotation, cellular component: CCR4-NOT complex; CCR4-NOT core complex; P-body. The record is from RefSeq and is a predicted model, not a curated record. Bases 398 to 2035 code for a protein of 545 amino acids.
AGCACUGCUGUUGCAUUUGGAUGAACAAACCUGCCGCCGCUUCAGUUCAGCCCCCCCGCGACCUAACCUUCAACUCGACAAAACCACACUUACCAUUUCCCAACAUCAAAAUUGCUCUCGACCCGCACGACUCGCACUCACCAAAUUCCACUCCCUAUCAUCGUCUAGGCCCUGUUCCGACAGCGUUCUAAUUCUCCAGCACAACCAACCCGAAUUAACUAGGGUCUAACCAGUCUUGUCUCGCGAUUGCCCAGCAUCGCCCACCAUCCGGAUUACCGCCAACGACAGGGACGGGAAUGGUCCCUUCAAGACCCCAUCUUGACACGGCUAUUAGGAUACGGCCUUCACGAUAGGAAAUAGUAAAGGCAACCCACAAUACGGGCGCCGCCACCACGCGAUGCCUCCGCCGCUCAACCGGUUCCCGAGUGGGCCCAACACCAUCUCACCCUACCAUCAGCAGUUCCCCUCCCAUGCCCAGCACGCGACGAGCCAUCCGCCGCCCAUGGGCGCUACCGCAGCCUACCUCAACGCCCAGGUCGGCCAGGGGAAUCCCUUCGCCGGCAAUAGUAACCUAUUGGGCCUAGGGGGAGGGCUCAAUGCCGGCGCCGGCUUCGGCGCUGACUCCGGCCUCGCCAGCCACGCCGCCCGCAUGGGCUUCGCGCAUGCCGGCAACCUACAACAACACCAACAGUCACAGCAACAAGCCCUCCAGCAACAACAAUCACAGCAUUCCCAGCAUGCCCCACCCGUCCAACACCCGCAACAUGCACAGCAGCAAGGCCAUGGCUUGGUGGAGCACGCGACACGGGCUGCGCAGAAGGGGCGGAUAAGAGAGGUCUGGAAACAUAACCUGGAAGAGGAGAUAGCGCACCUACGGGUGCUGAUUGAGAGUUAUCCGUACAUUGCCAUGGACACCGAGUUUCCAGGCGUCGUCGCGAGACCCAUGGGGGGCUUCCGAGGGAAGAGCGACUACCACUACCAAUGUCUGCGCACCAACGUGGACCUGUUGAAAGUGAUACAGAUCGGCAUCGCCCUCUUCAACGAAGACGGCGAACAACCCCCGGCCCGUCCAACCUCGACCGACUCGGCAGAGCUACGAAGGGCUGGCACCCAGGCGCCCCUGCCGUAUGCCUGGCAGUUCAACUUCAAGUUCUCCCUCAAGGAAGACAUGUACAACUCGACGUCCAUCGAAUCUCUGCAGCAGGCAGGCAUCGACUUCCCCGCCCUCGAACGGGACGGCAUCGACCCGCGCGACUUCGCAUCCCUCAUAAUCCCCUCUGGCCUCGUAUGCUUCGAAGACGUCCGCUGGAUAAGCUUCCACGGCGGCUACGACUUCGGAUACCUCACCAAAUUGCUGUUCUGCGAACCACUACCCUGUGACGAGUUCGAGUUCGACCAGAACAUGAAGCGCUACUUCCCCUCGACGUACGAUGUCAAGCACCUCAUGAAGCACGCCAUCAAGCUGCACAACAGCGGCAUGCUCACGCCCACCGACCCGACCGCGAUCGAGAUCAUGCAAAAGUUCGAGCAAAAGUCGGGCCUCGAGCACAUCGCCGAGACGCUCAAGCUCAAGCGCGUCGGCAACGCCCACCAGGCCGGCUCCGACAGCCUGCUGACGGGCCGCGUCUUCUUCGAGCUGCGCAAGCGCAUCUUCAACGGCGACAUCUCGGACGACCACCUCGGCAAGGUCUGGGGCCUCGGCAUCCCCGACUUCUCCAUCGGCGGCGGCGCCAACCCCUCCAACAACCCCGGCGGCGGCAGCCAAGUCGAAAACACCCCACCAGGCCACCACCACCACCCCAACGGCGGUGGUGGCAGCGGCCCCCUGCAGAACGGCGGCGCCACCCCGAGCACCCCCAACACGGGCAGCGUCGGGCUGGCCGGCACCCCCGCCGCCUCGUCCCACAACACCAACGGCACCACCAACGUCGGCAGCAGUGGCGGCGGCGGCGGCGGCGGCGGCAUGGGCCCCAUGACGCCCGGCGGGGGAGGCGGCGUGUUUGGGGCGUUUGCGUUUGCGGGGAAUGCGCGGUAGUGGGUGGGUGGGUGGCGUUUGACCUAUCAAGUAGAAUAGAAGAAAGGGGAUAUCAAGGAAACGGAAACCUUUUUUUUUUCCUUGCUGCGUUUCUUGCUGCGUGUGUUCUACUCUACUCUGGGUUCUUCUGUCUCUGGUCGUCUCUGUUGUGCAGCGUUGUGCGUGGUGCGGUGUUAUUAAGGCCCUUCCUUGCUUGUAGUUAUCUCGAAAAAGGGGUGGGGGUGGUCGGUUGGUCGGUGUCGGUGUCGGUGUCGGUCGGUGUCGGUCGGUAGGACGGACGGAUUGCACGGCGGGCGGGCAAAGGGAAAGGGAAUGGAAUGGCG